Messenger RNA from Culex pipiens pallens (northern house mosquito), 2263 nucleotides. RefSeq names its product heat shock protein 70 B2. The transcript has a single exon. Gene Ontology annotation, molecular function: ATP binding; ATP hydrolysis activity; ATP-dependent protein folding chaperone. Bases 191 to 2107 code for a protein of 638 amino acids. Gene Ontology annotation, cellular component: cytoplasm. The record is from RefSeq and is a predicted model, not a curated record. Gene Ontology annotation, biological process: protein refolding; cellular response to unfolded protein. Lineage: Eukaryota; Metazoa; Arthropoda; Insecta; Diptera; Culicidae.
GCAUCAGUUCAAAUCCAACAAGCGAGCAAAGCACUAGCAGAAGAGAGAAUAAAACGUGAGCAAGUCCUACACCAGAGGCAAAAGUUACCAAGAGAAGUUACCCCAAGUGAUUCGAAAGUAAAGUGAAAAGUUCACAUACAAAGUUUUACAUCAAAGUUCAAGUGAAAAAAAAAAAAUAAAUAAAGCAAAAAUGUCUGCGAUUGGAAUCGAUUUGGGCACGACGUACUCGUGCGUCGGAGUGUUCCAGCAUGGCAAGGUUGAAAUCAUCGCGAAUGACCAGGGCAACCGGACGACUCCCAGCUAUGUGGCCUUUUCGGACACGGAACGGUUGAUUGGCGAUGCGGCAAAGAACCAGGUGGCCAUGAACCCACGCAACACGGUCUUCGAUGCCAAGCGAUUGAUUGGCCGCCGAUUCGACGAUCCGAAGAUCCAGGCCGACUUGAAGCACUGGCCGUUCCAGGUGAUCAGUGACGGUGGCAAACCAAAGAUCGAGAUCGAGUUCAAAGGCGAACGUAAGCGAUUUGCACCGGAAGAGAUCAGUUCCAUGGUGUUGACCAAGAUGAAGGAAACUGCUGAGGCGUAUCUGGGCAAGUCGGUCAAGAACGCGGUCAUCACCGUUCCGGCUUACUUCAACGAUUCUCAACGCCAGGCCACCAAGGAUGCUGGAGCCAUCGCUGGGCUGAACGUUAUGAGAAUUAUUAACGAACCAACGGCAGCGGCAUUGGCCUACGGACUGGACAAGAACCUUAAAGGAGAACGAAAUGUGCUGAUCUUCGAUCUGGGUGGUGGCACCUUCGACGUAUCCAUCUUGACCAUUGACGAGGGCUCACUGUUUGAGGUUCGUUCCACGGCCGGAGAUACUCACCUGGGAGGAGAAGACUUUGAUAACCGAAUGGUGUCCCACUUUGUGGACGAGUUCAAGCGCAAAUACAAGAAGGACGUCUCGUCGAAUCCACGUGCUCUGAGGCGUCUACGAACGGCCUGCGAACGAGCCAAGCGUACACUGUCCUCGAGCACUGAAGCGACUGUCGAGAUCGAUGCCCUGCUGGACGGAAUCGACUACUACACCAAGAUCUCAAGGGCUCGAUUUGAGGAACUGUGCUCGGACUUGUUCCGUAACACGCUGCAACCGGUGGAGCGAGCCCUCUCGGAUGCCAAAAUGGACAAGAGCGCCAUCCAUGACAUUGUUCUAGUUGGCGGAUCGACCCGAAUCCCGAAAGUGCAGUCACUGCUGCAAAACUUCUUCUGUGGAAAAGCUCUGAACCUUUCGAUUAAUCCGGACGAGGCCGUAGCUUACGGUGCAGCAGUUCAGGCAGCUAUUCUGAACGGAGACAAGGAUGAAAAGAUCCAGGACGUUUUGCUGGUGGAUGUGGCUCCUCUAUCGCUUGGAAUUGAAACUGCCGGAGGAGUGAUGACCAAGCUAAUUGAACGCAACAGUCGCAUUCCAUGCAAGCAAACUCAAACCUUCUCAACGUACGCGGACAACCAACCAGGAGUCUCGAUUCAGGUGUUUGAGGGAGAACGAGCCAUGACCAAGGACAACAACCGGCUGGGUCAGUUUGAUUUGUCCGGAAUUCCUCCGGCACCACGUGGCGUUCCACAGAUUGAGGUCACUUUCGACUUGGAUGCCAACGGAAUCUUGAACGUGUCGGCCAAGGAAAUGAGCUCUGGCAAGGAGAAGAACAUCACCAUCAAGAACGACAAGGGACGACUCAGCCAGGCCGACAUUGACCGGAUGGUUUCGGAAGCGGACCGGUUCCGCGAGGAAGACGAAAAACAGAGAGAACGCAUCGCGGCCAGAAACCAACUGGAGGGCUAUUGUUUCCAGCUGAAGCAGACUCUGGACACGGCCGGGGAUAAACUGAGCGAUUCGGAUCGGAACACGGUCAAGGACAAAUGCGACGAAACGCUUCGAUGGCUGGACGGAAAUACGAUGGCCGAGAAGGACGAGUUUGAGCACAAGAUGAAGGAGCUGAACCAGGUGUGCAGUCCGAUCAUGACGCGGUUGCACCAGGGAUCGAUGCCCGGUGCAGGUGCCACCAGCUGUGGACAGCAGGCGGGAGGAUUUGGUGGACGAGGAGGUCCCACCGUUGAGGAGGUUGACUAAAAGAUGUCUUAGUUUUAUGAAUUGAUUAUGGUUUUAGGAUUUAUUUAUAAUACGUUGACUGAUUAGUUUGUAAAGAUUUAUUUUAAGUUCAGAUUUUCAAUUGUAACAUAUUAUUUUAAUUUAACAAAAUAAAGUAAUGGAUAGUAUCAGCUCUAA